AUGUCUUCAUCAGGCACCAAAGAACCCAUUCGUAUUGUCAUCACUGGAGCUGCUGGCCAAAUCGCUUAUUCAUUGAUUCAUCAAAUUUGUAACGGUGAUGUUUUCGGCAAAGAUCAACCUGUUAUUCUUCAUUUACUUGAUAUAACACCAAUGAUGGGCGUACUUCAGGGCGUGGUUAUGGAGAUCGAAGAUACUAGUUUACCUUUAGUUAAAGGCGCAAUACCAACUGACAGCGAAGAGACCGCAUUCAAGGAUGUUGAUGUUGCUUUGUUGGUCGGAGCUAUGCCACGUAAAGAAGGCAUGGAACGUAAAGAUUUACUCAAUGCCAAUGUAAAAAUCUUCAAAUCACAAGGAACUGCACUUGAUAAAUUCGCCAAGAAAUCCGUCAAGGUUCUCGUCGUUGGUAAUCCAGCCAAUACCAACUGCUAUAUUCUUGCUCAUUAUGCUCCAUCAAUUCCAAGAGAAAAUUUCAGUUGUUUAACACGUUUAGAUCAUAAUCGUGCUAAAGCUCAAAUCGCCAACCGUUUGAAAGUUUCACCUGAAAAUGUUAAAAAUGUUACCAUUUGGGGCAAUCACUCAUCAACACAAUUUCCCGAUGUUCGUUCAGCUACCGUCAACGUUAAUGGCAAAGAUACACCAGUUUAUGAUGCUGUCAAAGAUGACAACUGGCUUAAAAACGAUUUUAUCUCAACUGUACAAAAACGUGGUGCUGCUGUUAUUGCUGCGCGUAAACUUUCAAGUGCCAUGUCAGCAGCUAAAGCCAUUUGCGAUCACAUGCGUGAUUGGUGGAACGGAACAAAAGAUAACGAAUGGGUUUCAAUGGGUGUAAUCAGUGAUGGCUCAUACGACAUUGAAAAAGGCUUGGUCUUCAGCUAUCCAGUUCAAAUCAAAGACGGCAAAAUUUCUAUUGUUCAAGGAUUGAAAAUCGACGAAUGGUCACGCGAGAUGAUUGAGAAAACACAAAAGGAAUUGGUCGAAGAGAAAAACGAUGCGGUCAAAGCAACAAGCUCCGAUUAA
Messenger RNA from Adineta ricciae, 1017 nucleotides. NCBI's taxonomy places the organism in Eukaryota, Metazoa, Rotifera, Eurotatoria, Adinetida, Adinetidae. The record is from the annotation of a GenBank genome assembly.